Symbiodinium pilosum is the source of this 4896-nucleotide messenger RNA. The record is from the annotation of a GenBank genome assembly. Lineage: Eukaryota; Dinophyceae; Suessiales; Symbiodiniaceae.
AUGCUCAAGCUGGCUGGCGUCUACCUGAUAAUUCGCCUUCUGCCACACGCGGCAGGAGAUGAUGUCCCUUUGCAACCUCCAAGCUCUGAUACCUGUCCACGCAGUAGUGGAACCCUUUUUAUCCAGCAUCGCUCGACUUCAGGCGUGAUUGUUGCCUCCGAGCACCAACAUGCUUCCUGGGUGGCCUCAGCUUACGGGGAUUGCACUCGAAUUUGCCUGUCCUCUCUCAAAAAGUCGCGACCAAAUUUGGCCUUUCAGCAACGCAAUGUGACGUGCAACUCGACUGAUGGAGAUCUGCUGCCUGCUGCUCUUUGCGAGCAGUAUGCCAAGCCGAGACGCUUCAGGCGGUGCCACUGUGGCGUUAUGGGUUGCUCCAACCAGUGUGAGCCCAUCGACGAUGUUGAGGACGAGCUCGAAGGAGGUGACGACACGGACGCGCAGGUGGAAUCUGACACCAACUUCGAAUGCAUGGGCUGCUUCGCAGCAGGAGAUGACGGAAAUGUUUCGGAAGAUGGGGCUGACGAGAUUUGCAUCGACUGGAAUCAGGAUACACCAUGCCGUGGUGGUAUGCCGUUUUUCAGAAUGCGGUCGAACGAGCUCACAGCGCCAUUGUGUUUUGAGUUCUGCAUUAGUCAAGGCCUAGAUUUAUUUGCUUUGGUUGAGAAUGAUGAAUGCCGAUGUGGGGCAACUCGCCUGAACCGAGCCGUUUGGGGAGGAAUCCCCCGGCCUGGUCUCACCUUGCCAUCUCCUUUGAGCAGCUGCGAGACCCAAGAUUCAUGCCCGAUGCGAGUUUACCGCUGGGUGGGCCCAUUUGAAGGAGGCGGAUCGGUCCGUGCGCGCUUUAUCAAGCUCAGUGCUGCCUCUAUGGCCUACGUCGAUUCUGUGGUCGCAGGUAGACGAAUUACUCCCGCGGUAUUGGAGGAUGGCGUGCCAUUUGAUGAUGGAGAGCCAACUGAUGAAAGCCUCCUUCAAGGCGGUGAAGGCUUAGCCAAUCCCAUGUGGGAGAGGCCUUGCAAUGACAAUCCUGGUUGCCAAGCUGGUCGGCCAUGGAUUGAGCGUACCACAGAGGCACCGGAGGGCAUGGUUCCACAGUGGGAGGAGUAUGUGAUAGUGCGUUACAAGUUUGACACAGAUGUGGACAACACCCGGAAAGAGGCCUUCAGAGCGGCGGCAGCGGACUGGCGCACUCACACGUGUGUUGCAGUGAUUGAGGAUGACAACGCCAGUUAUCCUUUUUAUUUGAUUGGUAUCUACGAUACUGGGAGCUGCUGGUCCAAUUUGGGCAGGCCUUCCAGCCGUGGAAGGAUUAAUUUGGGAUGGUGCAAGAACAUGAAUCACAAAGGUAGCAUGAUCCAUGAAAUCGGCCACUGUCUGGGGAUCAACCACGAGCAGAAAAGGGCAGACGCUCAAGCGGAGUACUAUGGAAAGGGCCCCGCUUUGAAAAUGUACUGGGAGAACGUUGACAGUCGAUGGGUGUCACAGUACCUUCCCUCAGAGAGGACGUACAUCGGCUCGGCUGAUGAUGGUGGAGCGGAUCCGCAAAUUGGUCAUGCCGCAUACGACUACGAGAGCAUCAUGCACUACUACCGACAGAGAAGCAGCAAUCGCACGAUUGCUAACGGGUACUACUUCGAUGCGAUCCCCACGUCAAAUAACAAGCUGGUUGGCAAUCGCGACCAUUUAUCUGAGGGUGACAUAAGGGGUGUCUUAGAUGCCUACAGAUGCCGGUUGAUUGGCGGCACCACUGGAACUACUACAACCACCACCACAACCACGACAACCACCACAACCACAACGCGGGAGCGGCCCCCGCCUGUGUCCGGUCCUUUCUUGGAAGUUGGGGAGAUCACUGUGACAGGUCAAGGUGGCUGGCAACUCUUCAACUUGCGCAGCCCCUUUGAGCAACCGCCCGUGAUCGUUCUACUCCCAUCGGGACAGGCAGUUCCUGCUACUGUUCGAAUUCGGGGUGUCACCAAAGACGGAUUUGAGGCACUUGUUGCUGUGCCACCGGGUCAAUCUGGAAACCAUUCUGCCAUGUCAAUUUCAUACAUGGCAGCGGCAGCUGGUGUUCAUCAGCUUCCUGAUGGCAAAAGGUUCGAAGCUGGGCGCAUGCAAACCAUGGCCAGACAAGCCUCCACCAACUGCCAGGGUUCUGUGUCCCGAAGCUGGGCGACGCUUGAUUUCUGGGGCCCGUUUGGAGCGCCUCCGGCGCUCAUGCUCACGUUGCAGACCGCCCACAACGAGGAUGGAAACGUACCAGCAACGUUUUCUAAGCCGUGGCUUGCCGUUGCUGCGUCUUCGCUGUCGGCGCUGUCUGUUCAGAUUGCUUUGGAGUCUGGAGAGACGGCCAGUGUCGGAACAGUCGCAGUGCCGGAGGAAGUGGGGUACGUUGCCAUGGAGGUGGGGCAAGGAAGCAUUCAGGUUGCCUCGCAACAGAUUUUCUACACGGCGCUGGUUACUGGACUUGUUGUAAAAGGCUUGGAUGAUGGUGUCACGCAGGUAUCCUUGCAGACAGACCUGCAGACCACUUCUCCUCUCCUGAUUGGGAGCCAAAUCACUCGAGAAGGAAGCGACGGUGGAUUUCUUCGAGUUUCUUCCGUGGCUAGCUCAUCAGUCUCCAUCUUCAUUGACGAAGAUACAUACUGCGAUGAUGAGAGGAAGCACACCAGUGAGCAAGCAGCAUUGAUAGCUUGGUCAGACAGCAUUGAGUUGCCAGGCGGAUACAGCACGAGCCCUGCAAGUUCCACAACAACGAUGGUCACCACAACCACGCCGACUAUAACCACCACAACGACCACAACAUCAACCACAACCACCACAACCACCACAACCACCACAACUACGACGACUACCACAACCACCACAACCACGACGACCACUACAACAACCACAACCACCACAACCACCACAACUACGACGACUACCACAACCACCACGACCGCCACAACCACUACGACCACCACAGCAACGACAACGACUCCGAUGGCUACCAGCACGUCUUCUGUAUCGACCACCUAUGCAAGCGGCUAUGCGAUGGUUGAAGUUGGCACAGCGAUGGUCAGAGGCGACAGUACUGCGUGGCAAAGCAUCUCCUUCCAGAACUACUUCGAGGGGCCGCCUGUAGUGGUGGUGCUGCCGGGGGAUGGUGGUGUGGGGGCCCCCGUCCCAUUGACCAUGCGAAUCAAAUCAGUGUCUGCGACUGGCUUUCAGGCCUUAAUUGUGGUUCCGCCUGGUCCGACCGUCGCCAACCGGUCAGAUAUGGCGGUGUCUUACAUGGCUGUUCUACCCGGAGUGCACACGCUUCCUGACGGAAAGCGUCUCGAAGCCGGGCGGAAGGAGAUUUCAGCAAGACAAAUCGGUACUAGCUGCAAGGCUCAAGGAGUCGUGGCAGGCUGGGACGUAGUCAGCUUCCAGACACCAUUCUUUUCUGCGCCUGCUGUGGUAGCAAACUUGCAGACAGCCAACAACGAGAAAGGGGCCGUGCCCAGAUUCUUUUCCAAGCCAUGGCUCACUUUAGCGUGUCACCAGCUUUCCAAGGCGGAACUGUCAGUUGCCUUGGAGUCAGCGGAGACCUCCAAAGUCGGAGAUGUCAGUCUCUCAGAGCAAAUGGGGUAUGUGGCCAUGGAAGUUGGACACGGCAGCUUCGAUACAGAGCUGGGAGCAUCAGUCACCUACAGUGCCGUGUUGACAGGAACGGAUGUGAAGGGUGUAGAUGAUGGAGCCACGGAGGUGGGGCUGGGUGUGGACUUGAUGACCAGCGCACCUCUCGUGGUGGCCAGCCAGACGACGCGCAACGGAGAGAAUGGUGGUUGGCUCCGAUUGUCCAGCUCGUCCAGCUCCUCGGUAAGCCUUCACGUUGACGAAGAUGUUUACUGCGACAGAGAACGCGCGCAUACAGGCGAAGUGGCAAGCAUCCUUGCUUGGUCUACAGCAUUUGCCAUUGGGCCCAUGACCACUACAACGACUACAACAAUCCCCUUCACAGGAUCUGCAAGUCUGCAGGUCGGUGAAGUGACUUUGCGAAGUGGGGUAUGGACCAGUGUGGCCUUUACCGCCGCUUUUGCUGACAUUCCAGUCGUUGUGCUUGCACCCUCUGGCGAAGGUGGCCUCCCUGCAAGUGUCCGAAUCAAAGGAGUAACCAACAGCAGCUUCCAGGCUAUUGUCGCAACACCGCCAGGCAGCAACAUAGUCGGCAGCCCGCAGAUUAUCAUGACUGUGAGUUUCAUGGCAAUGCCGGCUGGUGCGUCUCAGCUCCAAGGUGGGCUCUGGCUUGAAGCUGGUCGCACCUCAACUUCAAAGCUCGCAGCCCAGAACAAGUGCCGACCUCCAGGAGGGCUUCAGACAUCAUGGCAAAAAGUGAGCUUCCAGCACCAAUUCCCUGUCAAGCCCGCCUUCCUGACCAUGAUCCAGACCGUAAACAACGAAGUUGGCUUGCCAGCUGCUGAUUCAACCCCCUGGUUUACUGUGGGCGUCAACAGUGUGAACCCGGCUGAUGCCUGGGUGGCCCUGGAUAUGGCCGAAACAUCUGAGCAUGGAGGCUCUAACGUUCAGGAUGAGGAGGUUGGUUGGAUUGCAGUCCAGCAGGGAGCCCAUGGUUUUACGGCCGGCACAGGUCAAUCUGUUCAAUGUGCAUCUGUCCUGUCCACGAGAAGUGUGCCUGGCUGGAGCAAUGGCGGGGCCACUGUGCCUCUUGGAACGACCGUUGGAGCCCGCCCACUGGCCAUUGCGAGCCAGUCCAAAAGGUGGGGCUCUGAUGGAGGGUGGGCACGCAUCCUUCGUGCUGCUUCCUCGUCGGUCGAUGUGGCCAUAGAUGAGGACAUCAACUGCGACACGGAGAGGGGGCACACAAACGAGGAAGUGAGCGUAGUUGCAUUCUCCGGCCAGUUCAUCAUUUGA